AUGGUGUUCUCGCGCCGGCCGUCCAGGGACCUCAACGCUGCGAGCCAGACGCCCACGACGGCAGCAGAUGGGCUUGGGUUCCCAACCACGCAGUCGCUCCUCGAUGCGCUUCCCAGCCCCAAGCUCAAGGGCGACGGUUCGGCGUCCGGCAAGAAGUCGGUCACCGGCCAUGGCUGGGCUCCGAGACAUGGAGGCGACGAGGCGCUGCUGGUCGCAAAGGCGCUGAAGGCGCGUCCCGACCUGGCGAGGCGGGCUCGUGGCCUGGCCGAAUGCCCUCGCCUUCUCCUCGUCCUCGUUGGCUUGCCUGCUCGCGGCAAGUCCAUCCUCGCGGACAAGCUGGAGCGUUUCCUCAACUGGCGCGGCUGGAAGACCGGCGCCUUCUCGGCAGGCGCGUGCCAGCGAGAGGGACGGCCGGCCGCAAGGGGAGGGGAGCAGGGGACUAGGGGAGAGAAGGCCCUUCUCGGCACAGGCGCGACGCGACGCAAGCUGGAGGGCGAGGGCAGCGGCGGUGCCGCCUUCUUCGACAGCGCCAACGUGGGCUCGUCUGUGGCGCGUGGCAAGAUCGCAAACGCCGUGCUCAAGGAGGCGCUCUCCUUCUUCGACACGGGCGGCGAGAUCGCGAUCUUCGACUCGUCGAACGCCUCCAAGGACCGGCGCGCGAUGCUCUCCGAGAGUGUUCACGCCCACGGCGAGGCGACGGGCCGCCCGAUCGCGAUCGUGUUUGUCGAGUCGAUCCUCACAUCGCCGACGCUGCUGCUGGCAAACAUGAAGGCCAAGGUGCGCGCCAGCCCCGACUUUUACGCGCUCCACGAGCCGGCGGCGAUGGAGUCGCUCAAGCAGCGGAUCGUCCACUAUGAGCGCGACUACGAGUCCUGCUCGGAGGAGGAGGGGCCGUACAUCAAGCUCUUCGACCUCUCCUCCAAGGCGCAUGCCCCGCACCCCGCACGAGCCUCUCCCCAUCUUCUCUCCGCCCACAACCCCCACCCCCUCUGCUCCCCGACCCCGUCGCCUGGAAAGGUCGAGGCCUCGCACAUCUACGGCCGCGUCUCGUCGUCGGUCCUGCCCUACCUCCUCUCGAUAACCUUCGUUGCGCGCCCCGUCGCACUCGUCUCUGUCCCUGACAACGACGACACCGGCAACUUUGCUGCGGCGCUCGCAGCCUGGGCGGAGGACCACGCCGGCCCGCUCCAGGUGAUCAGCUCGACGCACCCGGCCGCCAUGGCGGCGGCGGCGAGGGUCGCGCAGGCCAAGCAGGCGCAGAGCCCGUCGCACGGCCGGAAGACCGCCUUUGCGUGCGACGAGCACGGCGAGCGGGGCUGGCCAGCAUCCUCCUGCCCAAGGAACGCAGCGUGCCACGACAUGUCCACGACAUGUCCCGUAGGAGGGGGCGAGCAGGGGCUGGCCUCCGUCGGCCCUCCGAUCCACUUCGCCGAGCUGCUGCCGAGUAGCCUCGGCAGCGGCGACUCGCCCCCGACCAGCUUCGAGGAGCGCGCCGCCCUCGGCGCGGGCACGAGCCCCAAGGACCUCGUGCGCCGCCUCGAGCCAAGUGUGCUCGAGUUGGAGAAGCGGCUGGCACCGCUGCUGGUCGUGGCACACGCGGCGCCGUGCCGCGCGCUGCGAGCCUACCUGCUCGGCCUGCUGCAGCCGAGAGAGCCACUUCGGCGGGCCGUGCAGUGGCCAUCCGCCCGUGCGAGAAUAGGCGCGCCGCUGCUGGAGUCGCUACACGCCUCCUCCUCGGCCGGAGCCGCCGCCCUCGCCGACGACGCCACGUCACUCGUCGAGCUCACGCCGUCCGACAAGAUCUAUGGCUUUGCCGAGAGCAUCGUGUCGCUGGCCCGCCGGAGCGGCAUCGUGGGAGCAGGCUCCGCCUGA
This is a messenger RNA of Emiliania huxleyi CCMP1516, 1872 nucleotides long. RefSeq lists its product as hypothetical. Gene Ontology annotation, cellular component: cytosol. The coding region runs from base 1 to 1872 and encodes 623 amino acids. The record is from RefSeq and is a predicted model, not a curated record. Gene Ontology annotation, biological process: fructose metabolic process; fructose 2,6-bisphosphate metabolic process. Lineage: Eukaryota; Haptophyta; Isochrysidales; Noelaerhabdaceae. Gene Ontology annotation, molecular function: 6-phosphofructo-2-kinase activity; ATP binding; fructose-2,6-bisphosphate 2-phosphatase activity. The transcript has a single exon.